Molecule: messenger RNA, 869 nt
Organism: Homarus americanus (American lobster)
Lineage: Eukaryota; Metazoa; Arthropoda; Malacostraca; Decapoda; Nephropidae
Exons: 4
Coding region: 162-869 (235 amino acids)
Source: RefSeq, a predicted model, not a curated record
CUCGCGCGAGCUCAGUGUUGUGAAGGUCGUAGUGUGAGCAACAUACCUGCGACAUUUUUGUUGGUGGUGGUGUAGUGUAGUACAACAUAUACACACGCACACAACCGCCUACACACUCACACACCCACAUACACACACAAACAACCUGUCUGGUAGCAAAGAUGGGUAGCAGGUGGAUAAGGUUGCUAGUGGUUGCAGUGGCGGUGGCUGCUUUCGGACAGGUGGCGGCACAGGAAGACAUGUGGCCGCCGCUGUCUGAGUCCUUGGUAGACGCGGCGGAGGAAUGGUUUGGGUCCCCGACAGAGAGAGCAGCUGAAGGACUCCCCAGACUGCUGAUGGGAGACAAACUUGACGACCUUCAACCAACGAAGGCAGAGGAAUGGACGUGGAUCUACCUGCCGUCCACAAACGAAAAAAUAGUGGAAAACAAGAAGUGUCGAGAUGACGUGAGCUCCAUCCUAAAAGUCUUCAACACCCCUUCGAUCUUAAGCUUGUUGGUGUUAAAGCAGCACUUCUGGCCCAUGCUUUUACCUGACUCAUGGGGGAAGAUGCCUGACGGGGUCCUGUACGGCAACACCCAACCCUGGGGAAUGAUGGAGGAAUGUACAGGUCUUCACGUUAAGGAGUUGAUUCCUGGAGUACUUCACCCACUUCUUAACACCACCUUCAACGGGAAGUACUGCGCCAUAGCUUACAGUUCCUUAAAUACCUCAUUUGAGGAGGAGGAGGACGUGAGAAAACAGAAGACUCAGAUGUUGUGGGGGCAGCCGCCAGGGGUAGAACUGUACUCACCUGUCGACUUACCGUUCGCCCACUACGGCACCUGUAUGCCUUCCUCCUGCACCGAAGAGGACUCUCAGUGCUCGUAA